Messenger RNA from Lachancea nothofagi CBS 11611, 2316 nucleotides. The record is from the annotation of a GenBank genome assembly. Lineage: Eukaryota; Fungi; Ascomycota; Saccharomycetes; Saccharomycetales; Saccharomycetaceae.
AUGACUUCCAAAAGACGGUUUUCAAAUCAGAGUGACCAUAAGUCAGUGGUUGAAAGCUCAGUUCCCGAGCACGCUGCCGAAAUCGCCGAGGAACUAAGCAAGAAGAAAUCCGCUUGGCACGAAGAGCCGUUGACCCACCAUGACGCCGGUGAGUUUAAUCAACUACAUCGUCACAAGACCACCGCGGCACAGGCUGCACAGCUAGAAAGUGGAGUAAAAAAUCCUUUUACGGGGGGCGCGUUUACUCCCCGCUACUUCGACAUCUUGAAGAUCAGAAGAGAGUUGCCAGUAUAUGCUCAAAGGGAUGAAUUUUUGCGGAUCUACCAGGAAAAUCAAAUCAUGGUCUUUGUAGGUGAAACGGGUUCGGGUAAAACUACACAAAUACCACAAUUUGUGCUAUUUGAUGAGAUGCCGCACUUGCAGAACACACAAGUCGCCUGUACCCAACCUCGACGUGUUGCGGCUAUGUCAGUAGCACAGAGAGUUGCAGAAGAAAUGGAUGUCAAGCUUGGCGAAGAGGUUGGUUAUUCUAUCCGUUUCGAAAAUAAAACAUCCAAUAAGACUAUUCUUAAGUACAUGACAGACGGUAUGCUACUUAGAGAAGCCAUGGAAGAUCACGACUUAAGCCGUUACUCUUGCAUUGUACUUGAUGAAGCGCACGAAAGGACGCUGGCGACAGAUAUUUUGAUGGGUUUGCUGAAACAGGUGGUUGCACGCAGACCAGAUCUUAAGAUCAUUAUCAUGUCUGCAACGCUGGACGCCGAGAAAUUCCAGAAAUAUUUUAUGGAUGCACCAUUACUAGCCGUACCUGGUAGAACUUUCCCGGUCGAACUUUACUACACUCCCGAGUUUCAAAGAGACUAUUUGGAUUCCGCGAUCCGUACCGUUCUCCAAAUUCACGCGACAGAAGAGCCCGGUGAUAUUUUGCUGUUCCUGACUGGUGAAGAAGAAAUUGAGGAUGCAGUUCGAAAGAUCUCCUUAGAGGGUGACCAAUUGAUGAGGGAACAAAACUGUGGUCCCAUCAGCGUUUACCCCUUGUACGGUUCACUGCCACCACACCAACAGCAACGCAUUUUCGAGCCUGCUCCCGAGCCGGUCAAUGGCAGAGCUGGAAGGAAAGUUGUCGUGUCAACUAAUAUUGCCGAAACCUCGUUAACCAUUGACGGUAUUGUGUACGUGGUAGACCCUGGUUUCUCGAAGCAGAAAGUCUACAAUCCAAGAAUUAGAGUUGAGUCGCUUUUGGUAUCACCAAUCUCCAAGGCAUCUGCGCAGCAAAGAGCUGGUCGUGCUGGUCGUACAAGACCUGGUAAAUGUUUCAGAUUAUACACCGAGGAGGCUUUCAAACGAGAGUUGAUUGAACAAAGCUAUCCUGAAAUUUUGCGUUCGAACUUGUCAUCUACAGUUCUGGAAUUGAAAAAGCUUGGUGUUGAUGAUUUGGUUCACUUUGACUUCAUGGAUCCCCCAGCACCUGAAACCAUGAUGAGAGCCCUGGAAGAAUUGAACUACUUGGCAUGUUUAGAUGAUGAUGGAAAUUUAACACCCCUGGGAAGAUUGGCGUCGAAUUUCCCGCUGGAUCCAAUGUUGGCUGUGAUGCUAAUAGGUUCAGCAGAAUUUCAUUGUUCCGAGGAAAUGUUGACUAUUGUUGCCAUGCUUUCGGUGCCAAGUGUCUUCAUGCGUCCUCCAAAGGACAGGAAAAGAGCGGACGAUGCCAAGACAAUUUUUGCCCAUCCGGAUGGGGAUCACAUCACAUUGUUGAACGUAUAUCAUGCGUUCAAAUCAGAUGAAGCCUAUGAAUUCGGCAUUAAUAAAUGGUGUCGCGAUAACUUUUUGAAUUACAGAGCUCUAUCUUCUGCCGACAACAUCCGGUCACAAUUAGAAAGACUAAUGGUCCGCUACAGCUUACAACUGAAUACCACGGAUUUCGAAGACCCUCGUUAUUUCGAUAACAUAAGAAAGGCAUUGGCAGCUGGUUUCUUCAUGCAAGUUGCCAAGAAGAGGUCUGGCGGAAAAGGUUACAUCACAGUGAAAGACGACCAAGACGUUCUCAUUCACCCUAGUACCGUGCUUGGUCACGACGCCGAAUGGGUUAUCUACAACGAGUUUGUCCUCACCUCAAAAAAUUACAUUAGAACUGUUACGUCUGUAAGACCAGAAUGGUUGGUUGAAUUGGCCCCAGCAUACUACGAUUUGGACAACUUCAGGAAAGGCGACGUAAAACUUUCGCUCCAGCGUAUCAAGGAGAAAGUCGAUAGAGUGAAUGAAAUAAACGAGGAAAAGACCAAGAAGAAGAGCAAGAAGAGCAAACAUAAAGAUUAG